Messenger RNA from Phlebotomus argentipes, 1526 nucleotides. Its product is annotated as glucoside xylosyltransferase 1-like. Gene Ontology annotation, molecular function: UDP-xylosyltransferase activity. Bases 34 to 1389 code for a protein of 451 amino acids. Gene Ontology annotation, biological process: protein O-linked glycosylation via N-acetylgalactosamine. The transcript has 2 exons. NCBI's taxonomy places the organism in Eukaryota, Metazoa, Arthropoda, Insecta, Diptera, Psychodidae. The record is from RefSeq and is a predicted model, not a curated record.
CGUCGAGGUACACUUGGUAUCGAUGAGGAACAGAUGCCUCAAUCGCAGGAAAUUCCUACUUUUGCAAAACAUCUUCUCGCAUGGAUGCGUGAAAAACACCGCAAAACACGCGUGAUUUUGACACCUUGCAUUGUGGCGCCGUCUCUGAGAAAUUGCAGCAAUCGCGAAAAUGUAAACAAACCACGAAAGCAAAAAAGAGUACAAAAGGUAUUUUCCAACUCAUCUGAUGGCAGAAUCUCUGUAAAAUGUACCGUGAAAUCUGUGUUGUGUCGUCUUUUUGAAAAUAGCUCGUCUGUAGAUAUGAAAAUCACAAGACGGCGAGUGUUGAUGUACACUUUGUACGGGCUUGUGAUACUCACUUUGUUGUUUUGGCUGUACAAAUGGUCUCAGGAUGAUCCUGGACACUUGAAUCCUUCGCAGCGAAGGCACUCGAAGGAGGAGAUCACAAUUGCUGUUGUGACAUGUGGAUCGAGGCUCCACGAGACGCUGAACAUGUUGAAAUCCGUGUUGCUGUUCAACACUGAAGAGUUGCCGCUCAAGUUUGUCAUCAUCACCGAAGAUGAUCUGAUGCAGAGCUUCUCAGAGAAGCUGAGCGACUGGAAGGAGAUGCUGAAGGACAGCUUUAGUUUCCAACUCAUGACACUUAUAUUUCCGGAGAAGAAUCGUGAAGAGUGGAUCAAUUUAUUCAAGCCUUGCGCUGCUCAGCGGCUUUUUCUGCCCAGCCUCCUUAGUCACAUCGACUCCGUUCUCUAUGUGGACACAGACACCCUCUUCCUGUCCUCCGUAGUGGACGCUUGGAAAAUGUUCCGGCAGUUCAAUGAGAGCCAAAUUGUGGGUCUCUCGCCUGAACAUGAGGACAGUAGUGUUGGCUGGUACAAUCGCUUCGCCAGGCAUCCUUUCUACGGUCCGCUGGGACUCAAUUCCGGCGUGAUGCUCAUGAAUCUCACGCGAAUGCGCGCUUUUGAAUGGGAGCAAAAGAUCCUACCCAUCUAUAAAGAGUACCGAACGAAAAUCACCUGGGGAGACCAAGAUCUCAUCAACAUCCUCUUCCAUUUCCAUCCGGAGAAGCUGUAUGUCUUCCCGUGUGAGUGGAACUACCGUCCUGACCACUGCAUGUACAUGAGCGUUUGCAAGGCGCCGAGCGGCGUAAGAAUUGUCCAUGGGAAUCGAGGGUACUUUCACUCUGAGAAGCAACCGGCUUUCCGGGAGAUUUUCGCGGCUGUUGAGGAAUAUCAAAUAGGCUCGGAUCCUUACAGACACUUUCUAUUGCCGCUGAUUGUGCGGUUUAAGGACAUCUCCGUUGCCAAUUCCAACUGCGGAAAAGUCACGGACAAAUUUCUCUACAAAGCUAAGCAGAUGUUCAAGGAUAAUUUCUAUAAUUACGAUUAGAUUUCGAGGUGUUGUGAUAAAGGCUGGAAAAUUUAAGUACCAUCAAACUUGCCAUAGGAAAAAGAAGCAGCAGUAUUUUUUGUCAUAUUUUACUUUGUACUUUUUGUAAGUCUUUGUCAUGUGCCUUUUUUCAAUAU